Triplophysa dalaica is the source of this 3537-nucleotide messenger RNA. RefSeq names its product mitogen-activated protein kinase 8 interacting protein 1a (gene mapk8ip1a). NCBI's taxonomy places the organism in Eukaryota, Metazoa, Chordata, Actinopteri, Cypriniformes, Nemacheilidae. The record is from RefSeq and is a predicted model, not a curated record. Gene Ontology annotation, molecular function: protein binding. The coding region runs from base 7 to 2085 and encodes 692 amino acids. The transcript is spliced from 10 exons. Gene Ontology annotation, biological process: regulation of JNK cascade. Gene Ontology annotation, cellular component: cytoplasm.
GAUCACAUGACUGAGCCGGCCAAUGGCACGCCAAGGAGCGGCCGGAGGAGGGGGGUGGUGGAACUGCAGACGGAGAUGCUCCACUUGGACCUAAUUGAUGCAGAGGGAGGAAUCCAGGAAGAAGAGGAGGAAGAGGAGAACGACAGGCCGCUAGAUCCUGUGGAUGACAACCACAAAGAGGAACAGGGAGCUGGGCUGCCUGUCAUCCAGCCAAAGCUGAAGGAUUUCAUCCCUCCUGUCGCCAUGGAUACUUACCGGCCCAAGAGACCCACCACCUUGAACCUUUUCCCCCAAGUGCCAAGGACUCAGGACACGAUAAAUAACAAUUCAUUUGGUGAUAAAGAGCGGAGGAAAGAGAAGAAAACUCAUUCUUCAUCUCCACACAUUAAGGGGGAUGGGGCAGCCAAACCUGAGAAGGUUGGCCUCACGGAUGGGGACAAAGUUCAAGCCAGGCCUGAUGCCAAACAACGAGGCCCCACCUCCACCACCAACAGAGCCACGGCCGUCCGCGACAAACAACAGGACAAAUUAUCCGAGUCCUUGAACAACACCACCACGGAGGCACCCUCCACGCAGACGGUCAUGAGGGGAAAAUCCGGACAGGUGACCCUGAUACAGGGCGUCGUCGACGCUGACACCGUUUGCAAGGAAAAAGCCCAUUAUCAUACUUUAAACGGCUAUCGGGAACAAGUGCAGUAUCCCGUGGAGAACCGGGGUACUUGUGACCCAUCUGUUGACAAAAACAAGGACUAUCGAAUAUCGGAAGGAAAUGCUACGGAGGAGAUCCACCUCACGCCGGUCAACGGCGAACAGGAUCGUCCGUUCCUUUCCCAGAGCAGCGACAGCAAUCGUAUGUCCAUCAGUUCGGACACAGAGUUGCCGCCCCUUCACUAUUAUCCAUUAGCGGGUCGUGCUAACCCUUCCAUUAGCGAGGAGGAUGAGGUAUACCCCCCAACACCCCCUUGCAGGACUGUCAGUCUCAGUGACCCAGGGGACACUAGUAAGUGGACUGAAAGCCACAAGUCUAAAGCGGCGAAGGAGGACACAGGGACUUUAAAAACCGCCGCCGUCGGCACUGACGCCUCUGGGCUUACGUACGACUCUGUUAAGUACACCCUGGUGGUGGACGAGCACGCUAAGCUUGAGCUAGUGAGCAUCAAAGACUGCUACAAAGGUUACGAUAGCGAUAGCGAUAAUACCGUCUACGAGUCUGCCAUCGAUGAGGACGACGAGGAAGCAGAUGACGAAGGGUCGGGAGCGAGGGGCAUGAGGAGAGACACCUCCUGUCUGUCAGCAGACACGACCACGGACACCACCUCCGACAUGCCACGUUCUCGCAAGUUCAUGAAUGUGUUUGUGAAUAGACGGACGCGGUUCUCUGGUGCUGAGUUUGGACAUUUCUCGUGUGUUAUUAAUGGAGAGGAAAGAGAACAGAGUCACAGGGCAGUUUUCAGGUUUCAUCCUCGUCACGAGGACGAGUUAGAAUUGGAGACGGACGACCCCUUACUAGUAGAGGUUCAGGCUGAGGAUCUAUGGUGCGAGGCCUACAACAUGCGCACUGGAUCCAGAGGCAUCUUCCCUGCAUUCUAUGCUGUCAAGGUUACGAAAGACGAACACUUAAAAGAGGAUAAAGGUGAAUGGAUGGACAAAUUCUGGGUGAAAUUCCUCGGUUCCGUUCAAGUGCCGUACCACAAAGGGAACGAUGUGCUUUGUGCUGCUAUGCACAAGAUCGCGGCAAACAGAAGAAGAGUGCAGUUCAGCCCUCCCUCUCCGUGCAUUCUGGAAAUUAAUGCAAGAGGAGUGAAAAUUAUUGUUCAGGAUGACUGUCAGACAUCUGGAAGGGGUGAAAAGUGCUUUCACUAUUUUCAGUUGAAGAACAUCUCAUUUUGUGGAUGCCAUCCAAAGAACAACAAGUAUUUUGGCUUAAUAACAAAACAUCCAGGGUGCCAGAGAUUCGCCUGUCACGUUUUCUUUUCAGACGACACUACCACAAAGUUGGCCGAGUCUGUUGGAAAAGCUUUUCAUUACUUCUACAAACAAAAUGUGGAAUUUUCCUGUCCUACAGAAGACAUCUUCCUCGAGUGACCUUCCAGCUAUUUGUCUUUUUGCAUUAUCACAUACUAUAUGAGGUGUCGCAUGAUGGUGGUUUUAUGCCUCUUUGUAACGUGUCAUGUUGAUGAUAUAAUGUUGAUGUCUAUUUAAGACAAAUGUUCAAAUCAAACGAAACAGAUAUUGGCUACAGUGCAACUACAUUGACCUCGAGUAUUAAGGUGUAAAGCCUUACGACGUUAAGUAAUGUUCAGUGUGACUUGUACAAAUCUUUUAUCAGUUAAUGUGUUCAAAGCUUGGUUUUGAAUUUGUUCAAAGCACAAAGACAUCACAAAGAAAGGAGAGGGUUUGUCUUAAAACCAAAGCUGUACUUGAUAUAUUCUCUGGGACGGGUGGUUUAUCAAUCUGGAGUCUGUCUGGCAUGGGAUGUAAUCGUGCGCUGGGUUAAAAAUUUUGACCCGUGGUUAACUAAGAUUUAACCUGGGUUAUAAAGCCCUGUUCCAGAGAACUCAGGUGCCAAAGGUAUACAGUGGGAAUUACUAAUCCAGGGUCAAAUAUCCAAAUUAGAAAAACAAGGAACACUAUAGCCUGUGUUUAAAAUGGCCGAAAACAGUUUUAAGUGUAAAAAGCCCCCAAAUAACGUAAAUAUUGUAAUAAGGUCAUUUACACUGUUUGUCUUUGGUCAGAUGCACACGUCUAAUUAGGCAUCACGAAUACAAUAUGGCAUCCAUGCUUUCUUCCGUGAAUGCUUUUCGUUUAUGUAUUCAUUGUUUGUGUGUACACGUUUUCGGAUACGUUGCUCUGUUAAACAGGGCGCAGUCUGGGCCUAUUGCAUUCUUGUUGAAUCUCAGUACCCCUGAAGUAUGUAGCUGUGAAAACCAAAUAAGUUUAUUUUCUUUUUAAAUAUUAUAUCAGAUGUCUUAUUUAUAAUUAUCGCUAAACAGAAAGAAAUCUUGAAUUAUUUUGGCACCUGAAACAUGUAUAAGGAGAGAAUGAUACGCAACUAUACUGCAGAGCUACUGUCAUAAUGACAGAAUGCGGUCUAUAUAAUGGUGCUGAGGAAUAUGGCUGCCUGGUUAUGAAAAGUUUGUUUUUGUUUGUUUCCCUGAUAUUCCAAGAAGGAGCGUUUCAAAAUCAAGGCCUAAAAUGGACCCGUCUUCACCAAUCCUUUCAAAAUGGCACAACCGCACAGCAUGCGCUUUGAAGUAACUAAUAUGCAAUAUUCACACGAGCAGAAUCUUAUUAAAUGAAUAGCCGGACUGAAUCUGUAUUCUGUGAGACGGUGUUUAACUGUUUGCAAAACCGUUUCAGUAGGGACAGCCAUUUUGAAAGGUGGUCUUCAGUUGUUAGGACCAUUUGUGUCUGCAAAAAAAACUGAUCCUGCAAAUCACAAGUUGUGCCUAUUUCUUUUAUCGCUGUACAUUUGUUUCUCGAAUGAUCAUAACUGUUCUGUGGAACUCAUGAAAUUAAAUCCUAUUUGUAAAUGUA